ACUGAAUCUCAUGAGCUAUAAGACCUUUCAAUUCCAAACCAAUUGAAACCUGGGAAGCAAGAGUAAAGGAAGGCCAAGAAAACUGAAGAAUUUCACCUGAGAACCGACAAAGAUGUCAAAUAUCUCACAACAUGAUUGGACAUACACGAUGGAUAGAAUCUUUCAGAAGCUGGAUGACACUCAGUACAAGGAGAUGGUGGAUUUUUUUGAUGAGCAACCUGAAUUUACCUCACCAGCAAGGCUCAAUGCCAAGUUUAAGAAGGAGCUUCCUGAGAAACUAAAUCAGGUGUUUGGCAUAGAUGGAUCCAUCAACUUGGUCAACGAAGCAAUGAAUAUGAUACCAAGAAACGACCCUGGUGUCCAGGAUCUACUGCGUCCAUUUGUGGCCAAACUACGACCACAGGGUCUGAGAAUGAGGAGCCGACCCGAGAUACCAGGCAUCUCAGAAGAUGAUUGGACAGACACCAUGGCCAGAAUCUUUAAGAUGCUGGAGGACGCUCAGUAUAAGGAGAUGGUGGAUUUUUUUGAUGAGCAAGGUGUAAUAGAUGCUCCAGCCAAGUUCACAGCCAAGUUUAAGAGGGAGCUUCCUGAGAAACUGAUUCAGAAGUGUGGGAUAACUGAAUCAAUCUCUGUGGUCAACGAAGCAAUAAAGGAGAUACCGAGGAACGACCCUGGUGUCCAGAACCUGCUGCGUCCAUUUGUGGCCAAAUUACCGCAGAACUCAGCAUAGAGGAACCCGGAAGAUUUCCGCGUCUAAAAGUUUUAUCCAUAUUACCACAUGCAGAGAUGCUUUCCACAUGGCCAGAAGAAGAACCAAAACCAUCUUUGGAUAAAUUCCUAGAUAUUAAUACAUUUAAAGAUAAAUGAUUUAUGAAUAAAUCAGACUGUCAAAAUAAAAGAAUUUAAAAGAAAA
Molecule: messenger RNA, 913 nt
Organism: Cyprinodon tularosa
Lineage: Eukaryota; Metazoa; Chordata; Actinopteri; Cyprinodontiformes; Cyprinodontidae
Exons: 5
Coding region: 113-730 (205 amino acids)
Source: RefSeq, a predicted model, not a curated record